CCUAAAAAGAAGUUCUCUGCAGCAAUGGAGGAUCCGAAAAUUAUGGAAGGUUAGCCUGAUGUAAUUUUAUCAAAUAAUAUAAAAUAUAUAGUAGAGGCAUUGAGCAAGCGAGAAGGGAAAGACCUGGAGAUGGAGAAACAGAGCAUGGACAUCGCCAUGAUAUCUUUGGGAACAGAAAAGUAAUUCGAUGGAUUGGGAGGAAGAAGAUUCCCACACGUUUGCAUGUGUAAAGCGACAAUCUUGUCCCCUGCAGAGAGAGACCCAGUUCAGCAUUUUCAAGGUAAGACAACAAAAAUGGUGCGACUGCCUCGAAUAAGAGACAUUAACCGUAUAUUGACAUGGCAGUCAUUUGAAGGAGAAACAUGAAUAUGUAAAAUUGAGCUGUUGCGAUAUUUCAUUACUUCUUUUAUAUAAAUUCUCGUAAACAAAAAACAAAAUUUUAAUGUAAAAAUCAUUGGAACGUAUACAAUAUAAAAACUUGUAUAUUGUAAUAAGCAUGUCCUAGUCAAGUCCGGGUCCUAGAUUUAAAAAAAUAACGGGUCACGGUAUAUGAGCCUUGUUCAGUACCUCAAAGAAAAUAAACCAUAUGUAAUUUUAUAAAAGAAUUGGGUGAGGCCCAAUUGUCAAUUUUUAUGCAGCCAGAUUGACCUUGAAACUCCAGGAAAGAUGCUUUAACCUAUUUCACUUAACUAUUACAAUACAGCUGUGACUUCUAAAGAAAUAGUUUGUGUCAGAUACAUCCAUUUGAUUAUAAAAGAAAUUAGCAUCAAUAAUGGUGGAGAUAAGAAAGAGUUAGGAGGGAGGCAUGGCAUGAACUUUGCUGAAUUAUUUACUUCUGCAUAUCCAUUAAUUAUAAUUAGAUGAGCUUGAUAUUCCUCAUGUCUCCAUCAGCCAAGUUAUAUAAAUAUGCUUCUCUGAUGGCCAAAGGAUGAAAGCAAGUUGAAACUGCUCUAGCUCUUUCGUAGUUCAUUAGCUUAGGCUUUUGUAAAAAAUGGAAUCCUUCGCUGCAAACUCAAAGAAAUCAUUCCACAUCCGCUCUAACAGUUUGCCAUCAAAGCCACAUCCAGUCGUCGCCGAAGUUGAUGAACAUCUCUGCAGAUUGCAGGCCUCUGAAGCCACUUCUUCAUCUUCUUCUUUGUGCCAAAAACUUGAUCGCCUUCAGGAUUUGCAUGGUUGCAUUGAUAAGUUGCUUAAUUUGCCACUCACCCAUCAAGCUCUUGUUGACAACAAAUCUAUUGAUGACUUGCUUGAAGGAUCUCUCAAGCUCUUGGACUUGUGUGCUUUGGCUAAGGAUGCAUUGUCGCAGACAAAAGAGUCAGCACACGAACUCGAGUCAGUUUUGCGUAGAAGAAGAGGAGAUGACAUCGUAGGCAAUGUUCAGAAGUAUUUGAACUCGCGGAAGAUGGUGAAGAAGGCAAUCCAAAAGGCCUUGAAGGCCAUGGAAAGAACAAGUUCCCAAAAAAGUGAUGAAAGUUCAGAAAUUGGUAGCUUGUUAAAAGAGGCAGAAGCAGUCACAUACAGUAGCAUUGAAUCCUUGUUGUCAUUUAUAGCAGGACCAAAGUUGCCAUCAAAGAUCAGUAGAUGGUCUUUGGUUUCCAAGCUGAUGCAGCCCAAGAGAGUGGCUAGUAAAGAUGAAGACACAAAUGGAAAUGAAGUAGAGAUCGUUGAUGCUUCAUUAAAUUCAAUCACCAGCCACAGUUCUAAUUUCCUUGUGCAAGUUGAAGAUGUGCAGAACUCGCUGAGGAAAUUGGAGUCGAGUAUUCGUGACCUCGAAGGCGAUCUCGAGAGUCUAUAUCGACGCCUCAUCAAAAGUAGAGUCUCCUUUCUUAACAUCCUGAACUAUUGA
Molecule: messenger RNA, 1846 nt
Organism: Momordica charantia (bitter melon)
Lineage: Eukaryota; Viridiplantae; Streptophyta; Magnoliopsida; Cucurbitales; Cucurbitaceae
Biological process (GO): shoot system development; root development
Source: RefSeq, a predicted model, not a curated record